Molecule: messenger RNA, 7269 nt
Organism: Bemisia tabaci
Lineage: Eukaryota; Metazoa; Arthropoda; Insecta; Hemiptera; Aleyrodidae
Gene: sima
Product: HIF-1 transcription factor component sima
Biological process (GO): regulation of transcription by RNA polymerase II; cellular response to hypoxia
Cellular component (GO): transcription regulator complex; nucleus; cytoplasm
Molecular function (GO): protein dimerization activity; DNA-binding transcription factor activity, RNA polymerase II-specific; RNA polymerase II transcription regulatory region sequence-specific DNA binding
Source: RefSeq, a predicted model, not a curated record
UUUCUCGUCGUGUCGGCGUGUGCGUGUUUGUGUCGGUAUUUUUUCAUCACCGUGUUCGGUUCGGGUAUUUUUUUUUAUAUUUUUCUAGUCUGAAUUAGUGUCGUCGCGGUUUCCAGUGUGAUUUCUAGUGAUUUUUCGCGUGUCGGUAGUUCUCCUGGAUCAACUUGUGCCUCAAAGCUGUUGAAUCGUUUUUUUAAAGCCCGUCUUCGAAAAUAGUUAAGAUCUCCCAGUGCCUUUGAAAGCGUAAGAAUCCUCGUUUCGAAUAAUUUGUGCCUGACCCUCGGUGGUCCUAUCGGAGUAGUGAAAUCCAUUUUGAGAAACUCCUCUGACAAUAUUGUCAUCGAUGAAAGACGUCCAUCAUGUAUAAUCAGUUCGGAGGGUUUACACCUUCUGCGGAUUCAACUUCAUUCGUCGGUUACAAGCGGUACUCGUCGCCCUCUCAGACCUCCGACUUUGAUACUGAGAGCUCGGAGCGGAGGAAAGAGAAAUCGCGGGACGCGGCGCGAUGCCGGCGGAGCCGCGAGACGGAGAUAUUCACGGAGCUGGCGUCGCUGUUGCCCCUGCCGCGCUCGGCCCUGGACCAGCUGGACAAGGCCUCCGUCAUGAGACUGGUCAUCUCCUUCCUCCGAGUCCGCAACGUUCUCCAGUCGGUGCCUGUGAUGCCCAGUAUCAAACCCGAUCCAAAGUACGAUCCCAUGUUUUUGGAGGCUCUAACAGGAUUUCUUUUGGUCCUAUCUGCUGAUGGUGAUAUCGUUUUCCUAUCCGAAAAUGUGAACGAGUACCUUGGAUUAUCUCAGAUUGAACUCGUUGGUCAAAGUAUUUACGAUGUGUCUCACCCCUGUGACCACAACGAAAUGCGCGACAUAUUGUCAGUUAAAGAACCCUCACCCGAAAGGUCCUUUUUCAUGCGGUUAAAGUGCACUUUAACAAGCAAAGGAAAAAGUGUUAAUUUCAAAUCUGCCUCAUACAAAGUCAUCCAUUGCACAGGCCACCUUGUUCUACCAUUGAACGUAAAAAGCGAUACAAAAUCAGACAAAGACAAUGACAACUCAGACAAAAGUGACUCACCCAUGUCUUGUUGUUUAAUUGCUAUCGGAGAACCCAUACCGCAUCCAUCAAACAUUGAAAUACCUCUUGGUUCCCGCACUUUCCUCUCAAAGCAUUCACUUGAUAUGAAGUUCACUUACGCUGAUGAAAAAAUGGCAGAUUUUCUUGGUUAUGAUCCAGAUACUUUGCUCACCAAGUCACUGUACGAAUUCCAUCAUGCUCAAGACAGCAAAACCAUUGAAAAGUCCUUCAAACACUUGUUGUCUAAAGGCCAGUCUCAGACUGAGCAGUACCGUUUCCUCGUCAACGGUGGCGGCUAUGUUUGGGUUCUUACCCAGGCGUCCUUGUGUUACAACAACAAAGGCCAGAAGCAAGCCAACAGCGUUGUCUGCGUCAAUUUCAUCAUUAGUGGUGUGGAGAAGAAGAACGAAAUCUACUCGGCGUGCCAGCUGCUGAGCAAUGGAAAAGAGAACGAGCCGAUCCCGGCGCGAGUAGAAAGGAGCCCGGAGGCGCCGAAAGAAGCGGCUGCGGCGGCGGCGGGAGCUCAAGACGCGAAGCCGCGGGUGGUGACGAGCAAGCUCUUCCGCCCGGUGGGCAGCGUCAACGCCGUCAACGUCGUGGACGUGGCCGGCCUAGCCAGCGCAGGGAGCGCGGAGAAGCCGAAGCCGGAGCUCCUGGAGUCGCUCUUCUCCGAAAGCGAGUACCUCUUCGAGCUGCCCGAGGCCAAGUUCUUGGAUGAGGAGAAGGUGCUGGGCGAGCUGCCGCUCCCGGGGCCCGCGCCCGCGCCCGCCCCCGCCCGGCCACAGACGGUGACGAGCAAGGUCUUGGCGCCCUACCCGACGACGACCCCGGAGCCGCAGACCCAGGGCGACCCGGCCCUCUGCCUCCGGCCCCAGGCCACCACCGCCAAGAUCUUCGCCCCGAGAACCGAAGAGAUGAACAAGGGCUUCCUCACCUUCUCCGACGACGACGGCCUCGCCAUGCUGAAAGAUGAGCCAGAGGAUCUUACGCAUUUAGCACCAACAGCUGGAGAUGUUUGCGUACCAUUAGACACUCCGCGCUUCCUUGACUCCAUGCUCGAUGACUUCAUCCUCUCGGACUCAUAUUGUCCUCUGCUCAGUGAGGCCACAACUGAUAGCAUCACCAAGGACAUGUCUCCUUCGGACUCUUUCUUCUCCUACCGGGAUGCUCUUUCGUCCUCCAGAUCUUUGUCACCCUCUCUCACUCAGAGCCCUGAGGACGGAAGUAUACCCUCUCUUGGCACUGAUUCGCCGCCCCUAGAAGACUCUACCAUAAAUUCGUUAUUGGGCCUAGACCUAGAUUCGAACGAGCUUAGUAUGAGAGCUCCAUACAUUCCUAAUAAUGAUCUUCCAUUGUUACUUUCUGCUGACUUAAUGUGGGGUGCAAACAGUACAAGUAAUACUUCAAAUAGCAGUAGCAGCAGCAGUCUUAGUAGAAACAGUUAUAACGCUAGUAAUAAUAAUCACAAUUCUAAUAUGUGGUCGCCGCCAGGAUCUCCUAUACCAUCACUCUCAUCACCAGACCCCAACUCAAGUUUAGCAAGGCUUCUUCGCACUGAUAGUGGAGGAGGAAGCCCUUUGAGCGAACUACUCAGGCAGCGUUAUGCUAAUAAGAAAGGAGAUAAUAUCAAAAUGAAAUUUGAAGGUGUUCGUUUACCAGAUGUGGCAGGGAGCAAACGCAUUGGAGGACCUCCGAACGAUGGGCCUUGGGGCAAAACAAACUGGAAGCGGAGCAGAACCCAGUCACCAAUGGCACGCCCACGCAUUAUUGAAGGCGGAGGCGGUGGUGGAGGUGGAGGAGGAGGCUCAGUUCUGAUGAACCUCCUCGUCAGCGGCUGCGAUGUAGCCCUCAAAAACGAGACUGAAAAACUAAGCCGAAUGAAAUCCUCGAUAGAACCCGAGCCACCGAAUAAUUACCUCAGUUCAAUGGGGCAGACCUCUAACCUGAUGGCAGUAGAUCCAAAGUUUGACAAUCAGCUCAACUCGGAACUGAUGAAAGUUUUACAAUCAGCUUUGUAGUCGAAGACAUAACUUCUGCUGAAAAUUUUAUAUUUUUAAUCCUCAUAAUUUUGUUUAUUGUUCUGUUGGAUGGUUAAAAUAGAAUGUUUACAGAUAGAUUAAAGUUUUAUUCACAGUUACUGUAAAGUAGAUUUUUGUUGAUUUAAGCUGGUAAUUCAUGCAAAGCCCAUAGUAGAUCAAGCGUUGUCUCAAUCUUGAUGAAUCUGUUGAAAAAGAAUCGGAAGGCUGGAAUUUUGAGUUCGUUUCCACGUUUUUUUCUUCGAGCAUUUAUAUCUUGCUCUAUAAUUGUUUGAAAUUCUCUACACUUGUGUAAAGAUUCAUCUAAAUAAACAUGAAAUGCCUAGACUUCCAGCUCAAAAAUUAUUUUUCAAUCUUUAAUCAAAUCGCCUUUGCAGUGCACUUCAAAAUAUUCAUAGAUUCUUCAAACAGAAUAGUCAAUAGAUUUUGAAAGAUCAAAUACACAAGGGCUGAAUGGGAAGUAGGUAAUGCACACCUUAUCUCAAGAAUGGUUUAAAUAGUUUUCCAAAAACAAAAAUGCAAACGAAUGCAGAUAUAGUUACCUUUAAAAUGGUGUAUUAAUUUUCAAAGUAGUCAAAUCCGAAUUCUUAUAGAAUUCGGAUUUGACUUCGGAUUUGGCUCAACUUUGCCAACACUAUAUUAGUGUUGGCAAAGUUGCAAAAGUUUUUUCAUGCUGUUUAAGUGAGUUAUUCUAAUGUUCUGCUUCUAAGCUGAGAUUGUACAGCUUCUUUGGUUCUAUCAUAUGUGACACUUAAAAUGUUUCAUCAUUUAUUAAUCGUAAGGAGCAAAGUACGAGCUUUGUGUAGGAUGUGGUCAUGUCUUAGACUUCAGUUACAUCUCACAGGAUCAAGAAAGCCUUCACAAAACUGGAACUUGAGACAUUACCACACCGUACGCUCAGCUUGAUCUUGCUACUUGCAAUUUUUAUUUGUUCCCAAAUUUUAAAUAGCAUCUCAGAAGUCCUUAAUGCGUCUCGGAUGAUGAAACCAAAGAGGCUGUGUGAUCUUGGCUAGAGAGCAGAACAACAGAAUACCUCGCUGAUGGCAUGAAAAAUCUUGCUUAAAGCUGGCAAUGUCGCCCCGAUUCAAGAGGUGGUUUCCCUAAAAAAGUAAUACAACGUUUUGAAGGUAAUUAUUUCUUGUUUCAUUUCCCUCUAAGUUUUUGGAAAAGCUGUAACCAUUCUUGGAAGUUUUACAAGCAUUUAUUACUUUCUUGUUAGUUCUCAUAAUUGGACUGAUGAAGCCUCCUUCAUACAUGUGGUCUAAAGCCUAUCUUUCAUUGUUUGAUUUGUCUUAGAGUAAGUCAAAUUGCUUUGUAGAUCAGAACACCCAUCAUAUUAUGAAUUUAAUAUAAUUUUCUUUCUGUCUCUAAUUCAUCCCACUAGUCUUGGGAGUCAUAUGAAUUAUUUACUGAGCCAUGCUUGAUCUCAGGAAUUUUGGCAUUCAUCUCAAUGGAGAAUUUGCACACAAAAAUUUUAUUUCUUCCUCUGAAAGUGCUUUUUGAGCCAUGCACGCAGCAUUUUUUCCUAAUGUUUUUGAUUUGGAAAAUUGUAAAAAAAUAUGUAAAAAAGUGAGAAAAUUUACUGCCUCUAAAUUUAUAAUUAGGCGAUAUUUUUCAUUUACACACAUGUAUUCCAGCAGAUUUAGGUCAUUUUGUCAUAUCUUCUCUAAUAAUUAUUUAAUUUAGAAAUCAGUAACAUUCUCAAGAGUGCCAACUCCCUGAUGGGUUGUGGGAGGACUAAGUUUUGUGGCAGUUUGGCGUUGCAGAGCGCCAAAGAGUGCCAUGAUAGCGACUCUUAUGUAUUUAGCAUCCUCGUGCCCAAUAUUCUCAACAGUUUCCGCCUAAAAAUGAAAUUCAUCAAAUUUCUGACAUAUGCGAAUUCUCCACUGGUUCAAUGCUUCUAAUUUUGUCACUUGAAUAAAAUGUAUCAGUUUGCAAAUUACAGUUAAAAUUUUUUAUGUCUCCCAUGUACAAAUGAAACUAUAAUGGAAUUUUGGUUUAUAUAAUGCAAAUUUUAUUAUCCUUUGAACUCAUAUUUGUUUUCCCUAAUUUGAUUUUUUAUUUUUAUUUAUUUUUAUGUAUUUACUUAAGUAAUUUUAUGCACUUAAAUUUAAAGGGGAAAAAAAUGUUGCCAAUGCUCAAUCACUUAGAUUCCCACCCCGCAAAAAUUUACGAGAAUGCUGUCACAAAGUCACCGCCAAAAUUAACGUUGCAGCAACGUUUUCGCAACGUUUUUUUAUGUUUGUAAUCAUAUGUAAUGUUAUUUUUGGUAGUUUCCGAGUGGGUUACCUUUAACAUACAGUUUUUAUAUGCUGUCAUUUCUUUCAAAUGUCUUUGAGCAAUGCAUCUUUUCAGACUCAAAGUACGAUUAAUCCUGUUUUGAAGCUAAGUAAACUUUUGUAUUUUAUGAAAUGACACAAUAAAGCAGAACAUUUCAAUGACAAGCGCUUGAAAUAAUUAAAUCAGUUAGGUUAAAUAUCAGAAUUGUACUCCUUGUCAAAAGUUUCUUUACUGUUUCUUACACACCUCUCUUUGUAACUCACCAUAAUUUUGUAGCCUACUGUCAAAGUUGUCUGAAUUUUUGGUAUUGAUGUUGUUGGUAUUUCCUUCCGUGAGUCUCCUCAUUUUUCUGGAACAAUUGGAUCCUAAUAUCUUCGCAUUUAUGAAUAUUUUACCGAUUACGUUUCAGACUUUUCCACUAAGGAAAGCCUACCAUACAGAUCAUUGUAAAUAUUAGGAUUAAUGAUAGAAGUCAGUUAUCACAGGUUCAAAUUUGUUUUAAGAAUUUUUUUUUUUUUUUAAAGAAAAAAAAGACUGACAUGAUGUUAUUGCAAUGCUGUAUUCGGUCCAAUUGUUGUAGCUGUCUCAUUCUAAUGUAAGCAAAUGUUUAUUCCUCAAAGAGAGGGUGCUUCUCAGGAGAGUCUAAUUGUUUUUUACCUAACCUAUUCCACAUCAUAUGAUCAGUUUUUUCCUUUCAGAUAUUACAAAUUUCAAACCUACAACUUACCAAAAAAAAAAAUCUGCUUCAAAAAUAUAUUUGCUAGGUAAUCAUGAAAAAACGUUUCUCAAUUAUGUCAAUUUGACAUAUUUUAUUUACUCUCUAUCAAAUUAUUGUAUUCUAUACUUUUUCUCAGCUUUUCUUUGUAUUCUUCCAAUAAUUCUUUCUUUACAUUUAUUUUGCUGUAAGUUUAAGUUUACUGGGUCAAAUUCUAACUUUCAAUCACUGUCAAAUGUAAACAAUUAAUAGGUACCCUUUCCAAAUACUUGAAAUGUGAACAGUUAAUUUUAAAUUACUUACAACAGAAAGGUUUCAGAAACAUUAUUAAUUUCUUUUGCAUAGUUGAUGUAUCAAAAGGAGAAUAUAAAAAUGAACUAGCGUUAUCCUGUAGAGGCUUUACACAGAAGUAUCAUCUGAUCUCAUCCUUGAUAUUUUAAUUCGGAGCUUUUAAGAAGGAAAGGAAAACUACCUAUGAGUUGAUAUUGUCGUUGGUUUGUGAAAUGAAAAAAAAUAAUUCUUAGACUGACAAAAAUAUCUUCAAUAUCCAUCAUUUUUCUCCCUGUGGCUAGCUAAAUUUUUUAUUAAAAUUUAAGGGUUAUGUAAAAACAGUUCUUUGACCAACAAGAAUGCAACUGAAAAAGCACAUCUCUACAUGGUCUCUUAGAAAAUAACUUCAGUACAUAAUAAGAAAAGGAGCAUAAUAAUUUUUGCCAAGAUUUUUAGAUGUACCAUGCAUGAGCACCUGUUUAGCUGCAAGACAUGGCCUACAAUUCUUAAGAUGUGGCCAGACAUUAUUUUUUUCGAGGUGCAACUGCAACUUAGAUUUGUAAACGUGAUGCUUGCUUUUGCCCUCAAAUACGUAUCUUCUUUAAUUUUAUGCAUUUUUUUAAUCAAACUUCUGUGGCGGGUAUUUUAAGAUCUGACUGCUGUGGCCAGUGACAGUGAUCAUUGCUGCAGUGGGGUUGUUGUCCUAUGAAUCUCUUUUAGAAAUCUCCUCCAGAGCGGGGAACUUUUAACAGAGUUCGUCGUUGUUAAGUGGCCAGAAUCAAUGUUAUAUUUUCGCAUUGUUUUUUAUGUGCAAAAUUACACAUUAUUGUAGAACUAAUAUUUAAAAAAGGUUUACUUAGUUUCCUUUUUAUUAUUCAAUAAACCUAUAUUCCUAAAAUA